Sander lucioperca (pikeperch) is the source of this 1492-nucleotide messenger RNA. Its product is annotated as lymphocyte antigen 75-like. The record is from RefSeq and is a predicted model, not a curated record. NCBI's taxonomy places the organism in Eukaryota, Metazoa, Chordata, Actinopteri, Perciformes, Percidae. Bases 101 to 1492 code for a protein of 463 amino acids. The transcript is spliced from 5 exons.
AUAAAUGCAACAUCUUUUCCAAAAGUCAGUGAGUAAUGGUGUAAAAUAAUCCUGAUUUCAUACCAAAAAUAACUGUUUAUUAUCAUCUAACAGGGUGAAGAUGCAGUGGAGUCUGUUGGUGUUGAUUGUGAUGGGUCAGUGUUCCUCUAUUGGGGGUCAGCUGUGUGACUACCACUUCAUUGGAGACAAGAAGACCUGGAAAGAAGCCCAGGAUUAUUGCAGAGAGAACCACACUGACCUGGCCACAGUGUCUAACCAGACAGACAUGAAGAGACUCCACGACGCCGCGACUGCAAAGUAUCCACAGUAUCAAGGCGGAGCCUGGAUUGGGCUUAAAAAAAACACACCAAACAUCGUGUGGCGCUGGUCUCUGCCAGGGGUGGAGUUCAACGAGAGUGAGAGUGAAUGGUCUCCAGGACAGCCGGAUACUAAAGGCUGUGUUAAUUCCAGGCUUGAUAACUGUGUGAGGAUGAAUGGUGGCACAUGGGAUGACUUCUUUUCCUCUACAACCUAUAAAUUUAUCUGCUAUGACGGUCAGUGUUCCUCCAUUGGGGGUCAGCUGUGUGACUACCACUUCAUUAGAUAUGAGAAGACCUGGAAAGAAGCCAAGGAUUAUUGCAAAAAGAACCACACUGACCUGGCCACAGUGUCUAACCAGACAGACAUGAAGAGACUCCUUGACUCCACGACUGAACACUAUCAAGACGGAGCCUGGAUUGGGCUGCAGCGAGACUGGCGCUGGUCUCAGUCAGGGGUGGAGUUCAACGACAAACACAACAAGACCGGCAAAACAUUUUAUAUCAGUGACGAUAACAAUAUGAAGAACUGGACAGAGGCUCAGAGAUACUGCAGAGAUAAUCACACUGACCUGAUCAGUGGAGUCAAACAGCUAGAAGACUUCAAGAGACAGCACCAGAAUUAUGCAACGUGCCAAAAGACUAGUGACACGUGCCCUUUCUGGAUCGGCCUGUUCAGAGACUCUGACUGGAGUUGGUCAGAUGGGAACAAUUUCUCUUUCAGAUCCUGGGAUAAUGCUGAACCUAAGGAUAAACAAGACCCUAAGAAGCUAUGUGCUAUGACUACGUCAAAUGGAAAUUGGAGCUCUGCUGACUGUAAUGAAACCAAACCCUUCUUCUGCUACGACGAUUCAGUGAUCCUGAUCAAGAAGAACAUGACCUGGGUGGACGCGUUAUACUACUGCAGAGAUCACUAUCGCGACCUUGUCUCCAUCACCAACCAGGGCGAGCAGCUCUGGGUCCAGGAGAGAGCCAAGACGGCCUCCACUCCCUACGUGUGGCUGGGACUGCGCUACACCUGCACUCUGGACUUCUGGUUCUGGGUCACUGACGAGACGGUCCUCUACAAGAACUGGGGCCCCGACCAGUCUGGGGACGACUGCAACAUGUCUGGAGCCAUGGACAGAGAGGGAAUGCACCAGUGGGUCAAAAAAGACGACGACGAAAACAAGUUUAAUUUCAUCUGUUCCAAGUAA